UUCCUCUCUAAUAAUUUCUCCGCUGUAGUACGUAGUAGCUAUAGCAACAACGUGUGGUGUUCCUCUCCUCCUUAUCCCCUCACCCCCUCUCCCCCACACUUCACUCAAACCCAAAAUUACAUAACCCCAAAGUAAACACAAUGCAAUCCCCUCCCCACCAUUACCACCAUGUCCCAAGAGGAUGACGCCGAGGGCGCACGUGCCGCAGGUGGUUCUCCUCGGCGCAGGCAUGGAUGCAAGAGCUUACCGUCUCAGCUGCUUAAAAGAGUGCGCCGUGUUCGAAGUCGACUUCCCGGAACUCCUAAAAACGAAAGCCGAAAUCAUACACGAAGCGACGAUAUCGCCGUGUCACCAAAGGGUAACAUUGCAGGCCAAGUCUCUGGUCCGAGUCCCCGCCGAUCUUAGAGAACACGACUGGCUCGAAAAGCUCCGAAAACACGGAUUCAACCCAAACAAAACCGCCGUGUGGGUUCUCGAAGGCAUAUUGUAUUACCUUCCCCAACAUAACGCGAUGAAUGUGCUCGAAUCCAUAGCUGCGAAUUGCGCACUGGCUCGGAUGACCCUCCUCGCCGACUUCAUGAACAAAUCCUCGCUUUCGCUCUCGAAUUCGGGCACAUACCAUUUCUACAGCGACUGGCCCGAUCAUUUGCUACCGACUAUCGGGUUCUCGAGGGUGAAAUUGUCGCAGAUAGGGGAUCCCGACGCGCAUUUUGGGCUGCUGCACGACCCGGAAAAUUUGUUCGAAAAGGUUCGGAAGUUGCCAAGGUCUGUGCAGACUCAUCCCGAUGACGGGACGCCGUGUUGCAGAUUGUAUUUGGUCGAAGCUUCGUGAUCGCCUAACGAAACGGCUUAGUAGAAGAUCGAUUAAAGCGCGAAAGAUUUCGCAUAUAAAUAUACAUAUACAUUUUAUUUCGUAGUAUAGGCAUUCUUCCAAUAUGUCAUGCAGAAUUUUUCAAAGACAAAUUGAAGUCAUAAUUUCAUAUAUAUAAUUUGUUAGUGGGACUUCAUUUUUCAAUUUUAAUUCA
Molecule: messenger RNA, 1025 nt
Organism: Ananas comosus (pineapple)
Lineage: Eukaryota; Viridiplantae; Streptophyta; Magnoliopsida; Poales; Bromeliaceae
Product: putative S-adenosyl-L-methionine-dependent methyltransferase FRAAL3718
Exons: 2
Coding region: 182-832 (216 amino acids)
Biological process (GO): methylation
Molecular function (GO): methyltransferase activity
Source: RefSeq, a predicted model, not a curated record